Molecule: messenger RNA, 488 nt
Organism: Labrus bergylta (ballan wrasse)
Lineage: Eukaryota; Metazoa; Chordata; Actinopteri; Labriformes; Labridae
Product: transmembrane protein 138-like
Cellular component (GO): cilium
Source: RefSeq, a predicted model, not a curated record
GGACAUUUCCAUCCUGUUCAACGUGAUCAUCAUUCUGUUGAUGCUGUUUAACACCUUCGUGUUCCAGAUCGGCCUGGUGGCCAUAUUGCUGGAGCGGUUUAGAGCUCUGCUAAUGUUCUCUGCUCUCUAUUUGACCUUCAGUAUCGUACUCCAUUCCUGGCUUACGAAUCUGCGCUGGCUAAAUAGCAACAGAUUUAUUUGGACAGAUGGCCUUCAGGUGCUGUUUGUAGUCCAAAGAGUCGGUUCUGUGUUGUACUACUACUUUUACAAGCGGACCACAGAGUAUUUGGGUGACCCUCGACUUUAUGAGGACUCGCCGUGGCUACGAGAGGUCUUUGUUCGGGCAAGACAGUGAUCUCGCUGCAACAGAGCACAUAGUGGAACAAGUGUAAUGAUGACACAUGUAAAACCCAUAAGUUAAAACUCAGUUUGCAACCAGUUUCAUAAAGGGUAUGUAAAAGGUAUAGAACAUUCAAAACACAUUUCCC